ACCGCCGGUGGGGGGCUGCGGGAAGGCGCACCCUGCGGUGGGAGAGCCCCCAGCCCCGCGGGUGAGGGGCUGCAGGAGUUCCCCAGGACCCUCGAGCCAUGGAGGUCCCUGCAGAGCUGGCUGGUGGGAGUGUGUCCUUGGCUGCAGCUCUUCCCAGCAUGUCACAGCCAGCAGCAGUACAGAUCACUGUCCUGAAGGCGCAGGACCUGAAAACUCUCAAAAGCGACGUGCUGGUUACACUGGUGCGUGUGGAGUACAACGGAGCAGUCCUGGGAGACUCCCCCAAGGCUGAUGUCUUGCCAGACGGGACAGCAAUCUACAGUUUCACCACAAGCUUUGAGUGCAGCCGUGACGGGCCCAACUCCUUGGAUGUCAUUGCACAGAAACCGCUGCUCUUGACAGUGGUAGAAGUGGGGCAAAAAGAGAAGAAAAAACAGGAGAAGACCACGCCUCUUGGCCAAGCUGUGGUGGACCUUCUACCUCUGCUGCAAGGAGAGUGUUCACUGAAGGUCUCAGCUCCUUUGUAUGCAGUGCCUGCCUCCCCAUCAGAGAGCCCUCGCCUGGAGGCCAUGGGUGGCCUUGAAGUGACAGUGUGCACCAAAGAGCCCCUGCUCUCUGCCACAGAGUUCUCAAGUGGGAGCCUCCUGAGUGUCACGCUGGAGGCAGCUUAUUCUGUUCCUGAGGCAUUUGCCGCUGAAUCCCAGCAAAAUUACAUGGCUUGCUUGCAAGUACCAGCAGCUGGUGAGAAGGAACUCCCCUUGCUCUUCAGGAAUGGCAUCGUGAAGGCUGAUGGUGAAAAAGAACCAUUGCCCCGGCCCAAAAACUGGCCCCUUGGUAACAUCCUGGCCCCUGGGGCCCUGAGCAUACCCAACUCCUUCAUUGUUGGAGGGCCCUAUGAGGAUGAGGAUGGAGAGCUCACCAAAAGCGAGGACAGGGAAUUCAGGACCCAAGCAGAAAGCACAAGGAGAAUCGUCUGGGACGUGGAAAGGCGCUGUUACCUGGAUGCUGCUGCAGUAGCUGUGCUGCAGAAGCGCAUCGCGGAGUGUCGGUUCUGGCCUGUGGAGCUCUGCAGGGUGUCCUCGGCCCCACCCAGCAAGGGCAAAGCCAGCAAAGCUGACAAGGGAGAUGAAGCACAGAUUUCCUUCCAUGGUGUGGCAUAUGUCAACAUGCUGCCUUUGCUGUGCCCUGGUGUGAAGGAGAUGCGAGGAGCUUUCCGUGUCUUUAGCUACCAAGACACUGAGGUGUUGGAGAAGACCAAAAGUCAGCACAGCAUUUUCUGGGAACUCAGGCCGCAUCUCAGUCUGAUCAAGGAAGGGCUGGGGACCCCUCCCCUUUCCAGACCUCUUCCCAGUAAGACUCAGAAGGAAGACAAAGAUUCCAACAGAACGCUACAAAGCCCAUCCAAAAUCCAGUUGUCAGAUGGCACUGGAGGACCUGAAAAUACCAGAACUUGCAGCAUUGAGGGACAGCAAUACAGCGAGGCAGGAACAUUCCUGGUGUUGGAGAUAAAGCUGGACAAGGCCUUGGUCCCCAAGCGGCUGCGAGAGGAGCUCACCCGCCGGGUCAAGGAGAUGAUUCCUUCUCGCCCUGCACUGCCUGCCCGGACUGAAGGAGCCAAGAAGGUGGUGGAAGAUUAUCACAAACGUGUAACGAGCGUUGCCAACGCCAUCCUGAGCGAAUACCACGAGCUCUUUGGGAAGCAGCUGCCUGGCCAGGGAGCAAUAGACCACCAAACCCUGGAGGAACAGAAGCGUCAGCUCAACUAUGAGCUCAACACCUCUGGGAAAUAUUUUGCUUUUAAGGAACAGCUGAAGUAUCCUGUGGUGAAGAUUGUGAGGGAGAAAUACCUGAAGACCACAGCAUUUGAGACCCAGGAGCAGCUGCAGGCAUUCCUCAGUGAGCUCUAUGUGUACCUCAUGGAACAGAUGCAUGUUGCCUUGAACCAGCUCCUCUCUGAGGAAGGUGCUUCUCUUGCCCCUCCAUCCCGCACCACCCAGGAGCAGCUCUGGCUCUUUGCUUCGGAAGCUGAAGCCAGCAAGGACUACAAACUGGCCUCUCUGUACCACCAGCAGAGGAUAGCUCAGGACCAGCGCAACAUCCAGUCCUGGCUGGACUAUGGAGCCUUCUGCCUCCUGCACGAGGACACCACCAAAGCCCAGGAAUGCUUCCAGCAGGCUCUUUCUGUGGACCUCCAGCACAUCCAAAGCUUGCUGCUCUGUGGGAUUGGGGCUGUCAUGCUGCAGCACUAUGAAGAUGCAGAGGUUUUCUUUGAGGAUGCCUGCUGCUUGGAGCCAUCCAGCACCGUAGCCUGGACCCUUUCAGGUUUGUUUUAUGAGCUGCAGAAUAAUAAUGUUCAGGCAGAAAGGAACUUCCGUGAGGCCAAGAAGCUCCUGCAAGCACAGCUCAGCGAGGAGAGAAGAAUGCCCGAGGCUGCUGAGGGAGGAGAAGGGAAAAAGGGCAUUUCUCCCAGCACAGACCCAGAGCAAUUCUUGCCAGAGGGGGUUCCAGAUGGCUUAGCUGACAAACUUUCAGAGGUGGUGGAGCCUGCCCUGGCCUGUGUGACAUCUGAGGAAGAGGCUACAGCAUCAGAGACAGCCCCAGAAGCACCAUCCCCUGGUUCAGGACCUCACCAACCUCCCUGCACAAUCUUCAUGAAGGCAGUGGAAUUCCUGAUGAAAGCCAAUGCUGUCCAGUUUGUUCACAAGGCACUGGCCCACGAGCUGCUGAGCCCCCAGGGAGGCCCCAGCUGUGGGUAUUACCUGGCACUGGCCCGGACAUACCUGCUGCAGGAGGAUCUGCCCAGGUGUGAGGAGUGUCUGCACGAGGCCGUUCGCAUUGACUGCACGAACCCAAACGUCUGGGCCCAGAAAGGACACCUGUGCUACCUGAAGGGGGACUGUGGCCAGGCAAAGGAGUGCUACGAGCGAGUGGUCAGUUUUGUGGAGGAUGCUGUGGAUAUGCACUUCGUCUACCUGCGCCUGGGCUCCAUCUACCUGGAAGAGAAGGAGUAUGGCCGGGCCAAGCAGAUCUACCUGCUCGCCUGUGACAACUCUGCGUCCUGUCUCACGUGGCUGGGGGUGGGGAUCGCCUGCUACAGGCUGGGAGAGCUGCUGGAAGCAGAAGAUGCUCUCUCUGAAGCCAAUGCCCUCAAUAACACCAACGCUGAAGUGUGGGGAUAUCUCGCCCUCAUCUGUCUGCGGGGCGGGCGGGAGCUGGAGGCAGAGCAGUGCUACAAAUACACCGUCAAGCUGGGCCUGCGGAACGACGAGCUGCUGAGGGAGAUCCGCGCCGCCCAGCGCCGCUUCGGCUUCGGCGACCCGGCCUUCUGAGCCCCCGGUCACAUAAAGUCCCCACGCACCGAGCUCUCAGCCCG
Myiozetetes cayanensis is the source of this 3373-nucleotide messenger RNA. RefSeq names its product cilia and flagella associated protein 70 (gene CFAP70). Gene Ontology annotation, cellular component: motile cilium; extracellular exosome. The record is from RefSeq and is a predicted model, not a curated record. Gene Ontology annotation, molecular function: protein binding. Lineage: Eukaryota; Metazoa; Chordata; Aves; Passeriformes; Tyrannidae. Gene Ontology annotation, biological process: cilium movement; cilium assembly.